GGCACCUGGAGAUUCUGGGCAAAACGAAUCAGAAAGAUCCAAUGCUGCAAUCGGUGAUGCAUUAAUGGAUGUAUCCUCCUUGAAAUGGCAAUAUUAUGGGCCUCUUGAUGGACUUACAUCGAAUGAAAUUAACAAUCUGACAAUCCCUGAGCUUGCAAGCAAAGAAGAAGAAUGCAUGGAACGCAAUGCUUGGAAAGUUGCCGAGGAGAUAACGCAGAUUAGUGAUGAUGAACUGGGACCGGCAGGAGAUUUUAUGAAGUGUUUUGUAACCCCGAAAAAGGAGAACCAGUUCUUUUUUAACACACGUCAUCUUAUACAAUACACCAAUACAACAUCUGAAGCAAAAAGAAAACAAGUUCAAUUCCGGGAAGUGCUUAUUUCAAAACAAUCUACAACUUUAUGGAAGUACACUGUGAAGUUGGUGAAAUGUACCUAGAAUAUCUGAAAGCAUCACGUGAAACAAAAACGGGUAAACUAUGUGAAUACUGCACCGUAAAUCAACGUUGCUGCCCUGACCCUAACUUUGUUCCAAGGCCAUAUCCUGAUGCAAACGCUGAUUUCCAUUACCUGCUUGCGAAAGAAAUUCCUACCAAUAGAAGUGUUGAUGAUUUCCACUUACGUGUACAGAUAAAAAGAUCAAUAGCAGAGGAUAAAUCGUUCUAUGACAACCCAGAUAAUGUUACCUCAUUUUCCAAUAGAUACGUUUUACCAGAAGAAUUAGUUCAGAGAUAUGUUGACCACUUGAAACUCCUAGAGCUCCGACGAGAAAAGAGAUCAAAAGAGAGAAAAAAGCAAGCUGAUUUGGAAUCGAAGAAGACCUAUAACGAUUACAACUGGACUGAGAUAUUUCUUAAUGGCAGCCUUAAAAAGCUAACAAACGCUGUAUUAGAUAAGUUUAUUGAUCACCAGAGUCUAAGAAAAUGCUCUAGCAAAAAGGAAAGAUUUGAAUGCCAUUACUAA
Messenger RNA from Paramuricea clavata, 960 nucleotides. The record is from the annotation of a GenBank genome assembly. NCBI's taxonomy places the organism in Eukaryota, Metazoa, Cnidaria, Anthozoa, Malacalcyonacea, Plexauridae.